Messenger RNA from Python bivittatus (Burmese python), 1784 nucleotides. The record is from RefSeq and is a predicted model, not a curated record. NCBI's taxonomy places the organism in Eukaryota, Metazoa, Chordata, Lepidosauria, Squamata, Pythonidae.
UCCUUUGUCUUGGAGGUCAUCAUUUUAUUUCUGUCUUCAUGUUGCAGGUUAUGGGGUGAUCAUGGACAAGAGGCUUUAGAAUCUGCUCAUGUUUGUGUGAUAACUGCAACAGCCACCGGAACAGAAGUCCUCAAAAACCUAGUUCUACCAGGUAUUGGAUCAUUUACAAUUGUAGAUGGGAAUCAAGUCACUGGGGAAGAUGUUGGAAACAGCUUCUUCCUUCAAAGAAGCAAUAUUGGUCAAAAUCGAGCACAGUGCACCACAGAACUGCUACAAGAAUUGAAUAAUGAUGUCUUUGGAAAUUUUGUGGAAGAGAAUCCAGAUAAACUUCUAGACAAUGAUCCUUCUUUUUUCUGUCGGUUUAAUGUAGUGAUUGCAACUCAACUCCCAGAAAGUACGCUGCUCAGGCUAGCUGAUGUCCUCUGGAAUUACAACAUCCCUCUAUUAAUUUGUAGGACUUAUGGAUUAAUAGGAUAUAUGAGAAUUGUUAUUAAAGAACAUCCAGUUGUAGAAUCUCACCCAGAUAAUGCAUUGGAUGAUUUGAGACUGGAUAGUCCAUUUCCAGAGCUGAGAGAACACGUUCAAUCUUACGAUUUAGAGAAUAUGGAGAAAAAGGAACACAGCCACAUUCCAUGGAUUGUGAUUGUAUCCCAGUAUCUAGAAAAAUGGUGUAAUGAGAACAAUGGUCAGAUACCUAAGAACUACAAAGAAAAGGAGGCCUUCCGUGAGAUGAUUAGGCAAGGAAUUUUAAAGAAUGAAAAUGGAAUCCUAGAAGAUGAAGAAAACUUCGAAGAAGCUAUUAAAAAUGUAAACACAGCUGUAAUUGCUACUAAGGUACCCAAUUGUAUUGAAGAGAUUUUCAGUGAUGAUCGUUGUAUCAAUCUCUCGCAGCAGACUCCACCUUUUUGGAUACUGGCUCGAGCGGUGAAAGAAUUUGUGGGCAAAGAAGGUCAAGGAAAUUUACCUGUCAGGGGUACAAUUCCAGAUAUGAUAGCAGAUUCGAGUAAAUUUAUCAAAUUGCAAAAUAUAUACCGUGAUAAAGCCAAGAAAGAUGCCGAUGCUGUGGCUAAUUAUGCUGCAAAGCUGUUGCAGUCAGUUGGCAAGGCACCAGAAUCCAUUUCUCAAAAAGAAUUAAAAUUGCUCUGCAGUAACUCAGCAUUUCUUCGAGUAGUACGAUGUAGAUCUCUUUCUGAAGAAUACGGACUGAAUACUUCAAACAAAGAUGAGAUAACUUCCCAUAUGGAUAAUCCAGAUAGCGAAAUGGUGCUGUACCUAAUGUUACGAGCUGUGGACAGAUUCUUUAAACACAAUGGUAGAUACCCAGGAGUUUAUAACUAUCAAGUGGAGGAUGAUAUUGGAAAACUGAAAUCUUGCCUCAAUAGUUUUCUUCAGGAAUACGGACUGCCUGUAACAGUCAAGGAUGAUUAUGUCCAUGAAUUUUGUCGAUACGGAGCUGCUGAGCCACACACCAUAGCAGCAUUUCUAGGAGGAGCUGCUGCUCAGGAAGUUGUGAAAAUUGUUACCAGGCAAUUUGUAAUAUUUAAUAACACCUACAUUUACAAUGGCAUGUCGCAGACCUCAGCAACAUUCAAACUGUAAACUAACCCACUACAUUGUUGGAAUCUGUAACUGUUUUUGAUUUGCGUUCUGUUCUGUUAAAGUAUUGCUGAAAAGGAUGUAUAAUGCCAGUUCCAUUCUUUGUAUUAUUUUUGUCCUUCUAAAUUCUUUCAAAUUGUAAUAAAGAAUGUAUCUUGCAUUUUAAUAAAAGGCACUGGAACAUGCAA